AUGCCAGCUUUUGGUUUUAUAGUUUGUAUUGUUGUUUUCACGCGGCGUGCAGGUUUUUGCGUGCAGUUAAGCGCACCUUCGGGCGGUAGCUUUGUUCGAACUAAACAGCUUAACGUAAGGCUUCUUGCUGGAGAUUGCUUGAUGGAUAAAUCACUUAGAUGCCAAAGAUUCCACCUGGAUGGGUGGCAUUCUGUCAUCCUUCUUGACAGCGAAAAAACACUGAAUCUCAUGAAAUUCAUUGUCAAACUUUCCAGAUAUUACACUGCUUGCUUCACAGAUGUUGCUUAUGACACACGUGAGGUUGAUUUGGAGCAUCACUUGUUUCUCCAGCAGAAAUGGCCACGAAGAGGACUGCGGUGGCGUGGAUCCGUUUUGUUACAUUUUUCGGAAGUCUAA
Messenger RNA from Thelazia callipaeda (thelaziosis nematode), 396 nucleotides. The record is from the annotation of a GenBank genome assembly. NCBI's taxonomy places the organism in Eukaryota, Metazoa, Nematoda, Chromadorea, Rhabditida, Thelaziidae.